AUGGCAGAAGAACCGAAACCUGGACAAGCUUCCGAUCCUCCGUUACCUUUUGAUCCUAGUCGGAUGGUCGGUAUCAUCAAGAGGAAGGCCUUGAUCAAAGACCUAGCUGCGGUAUAUCAUGCCGAAUGCCUUUCUUAUUGUCAAGAGCUUUUGGAACUUCAAACAAAAUGGGAAGAGCCAUUUAUCGACUUAAAAACUCCAGAGGAAUCAAAAAAGGAGACAGCACGACCCUCUAAGCGCGCAAAAAAGUUGCGAUAG
Molecule: messenger RNA, 258 nt
Organism: Sphenostylis stenocarpa
Lineage: Eukaryota; Viridiplantae; Streptophyta; Magnoliopsida; Fabales; Fabaceae
Source: the annotation of a GenBank genome assembly